Messenger RNA from Haliotis rubra (blacklip abalone), 449 nucleotides. RefSeq names its product barrier-to-autointegration factor-like. The transcript is spliced from 3 exons. NCBI's taxonomy places the organism in Eukaryota, Metazoa, Mollusca, Gastropoda, Lepetellida, Haliotidae. Gene Ontology annotation, molecular function: DNA binding. The coding region runs from base 44 to 316 and encodes 90 amino acids. The record is from RefSeq and is a predicted model, not a curated record.
AUUAAACCAAGUAAAAGGUAAAGUCAUCUGAUAACAAGUCAGGAUGUCGUCCACAACUCAGAAACAACAGAACUUUGUGUCAGAGCCAAUGGGAGAUAAGCCUGUAACUGCUCUACCAGGAAUAGGACCGGUUCUUGGUGAAAGACUCAACGAGGCGGGGUUUGAUAAGGCGAAAGAUGUUCUGGGCCAGUACCUGGUGAUGAAGGAAGAUAAGGAGAGUUUUAAGGGCUGGGUGAAGGACACAUGUGAUGCUAAUUCCAAACAGGCGGAGGACUGCGCCAAUUGUCUGAAAGACUGGUCUAAUGAUCACGUGUGAGGUGCCUGCCCUGUCAAACUAUGCUUCUGUCCACAACACAAAAAUCUUUUGUUUGAACAUGUAUUGGUGGUGGUGCUUGGCCUGGACGGAAGUUGCAGGAAAGGAUUAUUUUAAGUUGUUAAUGUGCUUGUAA